Malassezia vespertilionis is the source of this 4530-nucleotide messenger RNA. It is a transcript of the gene SPT6, whose product is annotated as Transcription elongation factor spt6. Bases 1 to 4530 code for a protein of 1509 amino acids. NCBI's taxonomy places the organism in Eukaryota, Fungi, Basidiomycota, Malasseziomycetes, Malasseziales, Malasseziaceae. The transcript has a single exon. Gene Ontology annotation, cellular component: transcription elongation factor complex. Gene Ontology annotation, biological process: nucleosome organization; mRNA transcription by RNA polymerase II; transcription elongation-coupled chromatin remodeling. Gene Ontology annotation, molecular function: nucleosome binding; DNA binding; histone binding. The record is from RefSeq and is a predicted model, not a curated record.
AUGGAUGCGGACGCGUAUUCGCGGGCCGCGGAACGCGGCGAGGAUGUGCCCAUGAGCGAGGAAGAGGGCGAUGCACUAAUGAAAGAAGAUGGAAACGUUGUUGGCCUCGAUAGCAGCGAUGAGGACGAAGACGACGACGAAGAAGAGCAGCGUCGUGUGGCAGAAGGCUUUAUCGACGACGACGACGACGCGCACAGCCGUAAUGUCAAGCGCAAGCGCCGCUCGCAUCGGCACGAAUCUGAAGAUGAGGCGCUGGAUGAGGACGAUCUGGCCCUGCUUAAAGAAAAUACCGGCCCCGACGACGCACGCCUCAAGCGGCUCCGCCCCCAAGAAGGCCAAGACGCACACAAGGAAUCGCUUGCAAACAUCUUUGACGACGAAGAGCUCCCGUCCGUCUCGGAUGCGAUCCGCUCUGGGUAUGAGGGGGGUGCACAAGGUUACGACGACGAGCUGGACGACUUUAUCGAAGACGACGAAGACGAAGAGCUGGACGAGGAGCUCCGCGAAGAGCGGCGGCAAGCGCGGCGUGAAGAGCGCCGCGCCGCACGGCUCAGUGGCCAGCGCAUUGAUCCACUUAAAGUCGGCAUCGACCCCGAAGCCUGGGACGAGAUCCACGAUAUUUUCGGCAACGGCGAAGACUAUGCGUGGGCGAUUGCGGAAGACGACGAGGAGGAGGAGGAGAGCAGAAAAAGCAAGAUGGAGUACAAAGACAUUUUCGAGCCCGAGCAGAUCCGUGAGCGGAUGCUCACCGAUGACGACGACCGGAUCAAGCAGGUCGACAUCCCCGAGCGCAUCCAGCUUGCGAUUCCCGGCGAGGCUGGAUUGUCGUAUCUGGAGCGCAAAAUGAGCGAUGCGGAGCUGGACGAUGCGGCCAACUGGGCAUCUCUACGCAUAUCGCCGCGGUGUACCGCUGAGUUUGUAGAGCAAGGCGCGGCACACGGCGCACUUCGCGGCACAUGGACGCGUUGCGUGCGCCAAAUGCUUGCGUACAUGCUCAACGAAUUUCUCGAGGUCCCCUAUCUUACCCAGCAUCGCCUCGACGACCUCGAGCUGUCGCACUUCAACUCUGAAACGCAAAAGCACGACACCAUCACCCUGCUUCUCCACCAGGAGCUGCUCUCGCUCAACACACUCGGGAUCAAGUUUAAGCUGUUGCUCGUGCGGAAGCAAGCGCUUUCGCACACUCUUGCGCAGCUGCGCAACGUUCUCGGCAGCAUUGACGAGGAGACAUCUGCGUACGUGGACGAGCUGCUCGCCCAAGCCGCGAGCUUUGAAGAAGUCUCUGAUAUCAACGAAUGGCUCGCAAUGCGUUUCGGCGAAAAGUUCCGCGACGCGACGGCGAUGAUCGAGGCGGGGCAGCUGCACGGCGCUUCGCUUUUCAAGAAACCCACUGUGGUGAGUGAGUAUGAGCGGCUGGUGCGACUUCCCGUUGCCCUACUUGCUCGGCGUAUGAGCAUCUCCCCGCAGCAGCUCGCAGCAAAUGUAGUGAGCGGCGUUCAUGCGCACGUUCCCGAGGACGAGUCGCGCCCGCCGCACCAGGUUGCAGACGAGUUUAUCGACGCGGAAAACGGCAUUUUCUCCGCCGAAAACGCACUCGCACUGGUGCGAACAAUGCUUGCGCACGAAAUCGGCAAAGAGCCGCUGCUCCGCCGCGAAGUGCGCAGUCUUUUCCUUAGCGCGGCGCUGCUCGAUGUCGAGCCGACCGAGCGCGGGAUGACGAGGAUCGAUGAGAGCCAUUUGUACCACAACUUCAAGUUUCUGCGCGCCAAGCCCGUCUCGGCCCUCUUGCAAAACCCCUCGCAGUUCUUGCAGAUCAUAAAUGCCGAGGAGGAACGGCUUGUGCGCGUCACACUGCGUCUGCCGACCGAGCUCGCCAACCGCUUCGAAGCACGUCUCCAGGACGAGUAUGUAAGCGAAGGGUUGCGUGAUGUAAGCCAGCGCUGGAACGAGGAGCGGCGCGCGGUAGUUGAAGAGGCCAAUGCUGCCUUCCUCCUGCCGCUCGGCCGUGCAUGGAUGCGCGAGUGGCUUCUGGAAGAGUGCCGCGACGCAUUGCUGCGCCACGUCGAAAGCCGCGUCGCUGCGCGCGUCGCUGGGGGCCCGUACCAGUCGGCAGGCAUGCAGAGCCGCAACGGGGAUCCCGAAGUAGAGGAGCUGGACCAUAUUCCGCGCGUCUUGGCCGUUUCUGACGGCGACGGCGAUCCGCGCAAAAGCGAGGUCGUGGCCAUCUUUUUGGACGAGCGCGCGCGAUUCCUCGAGCGCGCCGCGUACGAUUCCUUGCGCCCUCCCACGCGUGCACAGCAAGCGCAGCGCGACGAAGCCAUGGGAGGAAACGAGGCGGCUUUUGAAGACGCGCGCGCAGCGUUUGUGGAUCUCCUCAAGCGGCGCAGGCCCGACGUGAUUGUGGUGAAUGGCUUUAGUGCGCGCACCGCACAACUCGUCGCCAGCGUCGAGGAACUUGCGCACGCAGCGCACAGCGAGAUGGGCGGUCAUGCGCACGCGCGGAUCGACGUGAUUCGGUGCUACGACGACAUUGCGCGGCUAUACCAGCACAGCGCGCGAGCGAUGCAAGAGUUUCCCGAGCUCAGCACCCUCGGCCGCUACUGCAUUGCUCUCGCGCGCUAUACACAGUCGCCCGUGAAUGAGUUUGCCGCGCUCGGAGCGGAUUUGAUUGCCGUGCAGUUCGAUCCUGCGCAGCGCCUGCUCCCAUCGGAGCGCUUGCGAAUGCACAUGGAGCGUGCGAUUGUCAUGGCGGUGAACGAUGUGGGUGUCGAUAUCAACGACGCUGUGAAUAAUAGCUACAUCCAGCACAUGCUGCCCUACGUCGCUGGCCUGGGCCACCGAAAAGCGCAGGCGUUAGUCCAGGCCAUCCGCGCCAAGCUCCAAGGACACGUUGUGAGCCGCGUAUGCCUUGCCAAGCACGGCGUGCUUUCCUUCGCCGUCUGGAACAACGCCGCGUCGUUUUUGCGCAUCGAGCAGGACCGCGCGAUCGAGGCGCGCGACGACCAGCCAGACGUGCUCGACGCCACGCGUAUCCACCCCGAAGACUACGACUUUCCGCGCCAAAUGGCGCGGGAUGCGCUCAACAAACACGUGGAAGACCUCGAAGGCGAGCAUCCCAGUGUGGCGUGCGAGGAAAUCAUGCAGCACGCACACCCCGAAGAAAAGCUCGCCGCGCUCGACCUGGACAACUAUGCAGCGAUGCUCUACGAGCAGCGCGGCAUAAGCAAACGGCUCACGCUUUUUUUCUGUAAGCAAGAGCUGAUCCGCCCCUACGAAGACUGGCGCAUGCCGCAGGCGCUGCCGAGCAUGGAUGAGAUAUUUACCAUGUUUACCGGCGAGACACGGCGCCAGCUGUCCGAGGGCUACGUCGUCCCUGUGGCGGUCACGAGGAUCGAAGAGGGGCGCGACAUGGAUGGGUUUUUGCGUGUGCGCCUUGGUUCUGGCAUCGAAGGGACGAUUGCUGGGCGCGAUAUCGUGGCGGGGUAUGAUCCGCGCCAGGUGCGCCUCCGCCAGAUGUUCCGCACGGGCCAGACACUGAAUGCAGUGCUGAUCCUUUUGGAUAUGUACACGAUGCGUGCAGAGCUGAGUAUCCGCCCCGAAGCGUUUGAGCAUGUCAAUCCCGCCCAGGGCCGCGUUCCGGUAGACGCCAUGUACUUUGACCACGAGCGUGCGCAGCUUGCGAGCGAGGAAGCCGAGAUGCGGAUUCGCCGCCGGAACCGGAACCGGAUCGGCAGUCGUGUGAUCGACCACCCCAACUACCACAACCUCAACGCGCUCCAGGCGCAAACCUUUUUGGCGACGCAGCCGCGUGGCGCCGUGGUGAUCCGGCCGAGUUCGCGCGGCAUGGACCAUCUUGCAGCGACGUGGAAGGUGGACGAGGGCGUUUACCAGCACAUUGACGUGCUCGAGCUCGACAAGGAGAACGACUAUGCAUUGGGCCGUAUUUUGCGCGUGGCCGAUAUGGGCUCCUACUCGGACUUGGACGACCUGAUUGUGAACCAUGUGCGCCCCAUGGCGGGAAUGGUGGAGAUGAUGAUGAACCAUGAAAAGUACAAGGGUGCAGACGUACAAGCGCUGCAUACCUAUUUGACCAAUGCCUCGCUCGCCAACCCGACACGCUCGGUGUAUGCGUUUGGCUUGGAUCGCGAGCACCCUGGCUACUUUUAUCUCGCGUUCAAGGCGAAUGCCAGUGCACCGAUUCAGCAGUGGUCCGUCAAGGUCCUGCCAGGCGCAUUCAAACUCGGGCACGCGACGCAAUUGGCGGACAUGGCCGCGCUGACGAAUGCAUUCAAGACGCAGUACACGGCGCAGGCCAGCGCAGCUGCGCGGGGCGGUAGGACGCCGGCAGUGCAUGGCGGUGCCACGCCGGGUGGACGCACUCCGGGGCACUAUGGCGCACAAACGCCCCUGUUGGGCGGCGCGACGCCAGGGAGGUUUGGCGGCGCGACGCCAGGGAGAUUUGGCGGUGUCACGCCGGGGUACGCAGGACCGCCGGGGCCUCCGCCCGCACAUCCAGGCCAGCGUUGGUAG